UGAGCUAAUUAUAAAUAUGCUGUGCUUUAUUCAACAAAGUUACUCAGAUGAAGGUCUGACUGACCGAAAUGUCAGUUCAUCAGUGAAUCGACCCUGUACGUGAAGCUAGACCAGCACGCAACAACUCAGAAACAGGAAGACGUUUAGACACGCAACGAAGACAUCGGAUCAACUUUGUUCUGCUGUUCUGGGGAGCUACAGAUUGUGUGAUGGCACAGAAGUCGAUUCUUUUGGUAAUCUUUGGCACACUUUCAGCAGCCUAUUUGGGUGGUGGAUCAAAGCCCACACUCACAUUAAGUCCGGACCACCAUCCCUUCAUAGGAGACUCAGUAACUCUGAGAUGUGAGUUGAGUGUUUCUUCUGGUUUGGUGUUCUACUGGUACAGACACACACAGACCUCUGAUCCUGUGGCCCAGACUGAUGGAAACUCCUACAACAUCAGCUCUGUUGAAAUCUCUGAUGGAGGACAGUACUGGUGUAGAGCUGGGAGAGGAGACCCAGUCUUCUAUACUCAAUAUAGUGAUGCGGCUGAGAUGAAGGUUACAGAAAGACCAAAAGCAAUCAUUACAAAAUCAAACUGGACAAAGUUCUUCAGUGGAGAGAAGGUCUCUCUCAGAUGUGACAUAAAGAGUGGGGAGAUCAGUGACUGGGAGUACAGAUGGUUUACUUAUGGAUUGAUGGUUAUGAGGUUCUCAAGCCAUAAAGGUGAUGAGUUUGAAAUCAACACACCUGAGUAUGAAAUCAAUCCAUCACGAAGUGGUCGCUAUGCUUGUAAAGGACGAAGGAAACAUGGUGGGAGAGAAUCAGACAAAAGUGAUGCUGUUGAUAUUACACUUUCCUCUCAGAAAGCUCAUGCAGUUCUGAGUUCCUUCUCACAUAUCUGGUUGACUGAAGGAGACUCAGUGACACUGACUUGUGAGGUUAGAGUCUCUAAUGCAGGCUGGAGAUUCCUCUGGUACAAGAAUGCACCCUAUAGACCCGGGUUCCCUCAAGUGUUUCAUGAAAGCAGUGGAUAUUAUGUAGAGCUAGUGUCAGACAGCAUCAGAGGAGCUGGAGGCUCCUACACUCUCAGCCCUGCUGCUCUUAGACACACAGGGGUUUAUGUGUGCAGAGCAGAGAGAGGAGAGCCAGCCUAUCACACGGAGUUCAGCAAUCCUCGGCCUCUCUUGGUCACAGUGGCCUUUUCAGGUGUGUCUCCUCCAGCUUCUGUGAUCAUCCAUUCAAACUGGACCCAGAUCUUUACAUCUGAGCCACUCUCCCUGAGCUGUGGGGUUCAGGGCCACGCUACUGGAUGGAGACUGAGGUGGUUCACAAACAGAAGAGAGAAAUCAAAGUGUCCCACUGACUGGAGAUCAGAAACAGGAUCCAGCUGCAGCAUCAGCUCAGCAUCUUCAUCAGACUUUGGAGUUUACUGGUGUCAGUCUGACUCUGGAGAGCAGAGCAAUCCUGUCAACAUCACAAUACACAAUGGAAAUGUGAUCCUGGAGAGUCCUGUCCAUCCUGUGACUGAGGGGGAUCCGCUGACUCUGCGCUGUAGAUAUCGCUACCAGCCAUCAAACAUCAGUGCUGACUUCUAUAAAGAUGGGACACUCCUGCAGAACUCCACCACAGGAGAGAUGACCAUCCCUGCAGUCUCAAAGUCACAUGAAGGCCUCUAUAAGUGCAGGAACCCAGAGAGAGGAGAGUCACCACAGAGCUGGAUCAUUGUAAAGGCCCCAGAUUCAGGAUCCUCUCUACUGGUAACUGUGGGUACAGUUGUUAGACUGGUGAUUAUGUUUGUCCUCAUCAUAAUGCUGCUUCUGCUGUAUCUCUUCAAAAAGCUGAAAGGUCUGAGUACACAGAAAACACAGACAUCUCUACCUCCCUCUAGUGGUCAACAGCGGGGAAGUACAAAACAGAGGUCAAAUCAGGAGGAGAGUGAGGCUGCAGGAACUGAUCAUGGGCCUCAGGCAGAAUAUAUGCCUCUACAAAGAGAUACCGCUGAUGUUUAUGACACCAUAAAUGCAGAAUACAUACCUCUACAACCAAGAACAACAGACAUAUAUGAAACUAUAUCACAUGGGCAAGGGGAUGGUAAUGGAGAAGAAUAUGAGGAAGUGGCUUCUUUACAUCCAGGAGCAGAAGCAUGAGUUUACCUCUUCAGGCUGAUCUCAAACAAAUGCAGGAGUUGGAUAUGUCUAAAUGCUUGUGUACAUUAUAAAGGUCAAAACAUUAUGAGCUUUGAUUUACAGUAUAUGUAUGUUGUGGAAAUACUUUGUUUUAAUUACUGGUAACUUUGUUUUGUCUGCUAAUGUAGGUGUUUUAAUGUAUAUCAUCUUGGCGAAAGUUUACCAUGCGAUGGGGAUUUGCCCUUCUUACGUUUGAGUAUAGGCUUUUUAACUGUGACUGCCAUAUAUUGUCAUUGUUAAACAAUCUCCAUGUACAUGUAAAUAGUUUUGAAGCAGUAUGUUUGC
Alosa sapidissima (American shad) is the source of this 2453-nucleotide messenger RNA. Its product is annotated as basement membrane-specific heparan sulfate proteoglycan core protein-like. The coding region runs from base 210 to 2129 and encodes 639 amino acids. The transcript is spliced from 14 exons. Gene Ontology annotation, biological process: cell surface receptor signaling pathway. Lineage: Eukaryota; Metazoa; Chordata; Actinopteri; Clupeiformes; Clupeidae. Gene Ontology annotation, molecular function: transmembrane signaling receptor activity. The record is from RefSeq and is a predicted model, not a curated record.